Messenger RNA from Penicillium olsonii, 1413 nucleotides. The record is from the annotation of a GenBank genome assembly. NCBI's taxonomy places the organism in Eukaryota, Fungi, Ascomycota, Eurotiomycetes, Eurotiales, Aspergillaceae.
AUGGAGCGUCCUUCGAAAAAGGUCAAGCUCUCGUCAGAGACUGACAGUGCGCCUGUGUCUCUCGCCUCCCUGCACAGAGAAAUCAGUCCACCAGUGCGAUCCCAGCCAUCUCCGCGCCCCGCGCAGGAGGACGCAUCGGGACCCAAACCUCCCAAACAUCCCAAACAAACCCCGAGGGCAUUGAGAUCCCCGGUGCAGCUCACGCAUAUCAGAGAUUUGCCCGCGGCUAACAAUGUGGACACUGUGCGACUGUCUGACAUUCUCGGAGACCCAAUGAUCCGUGAAUGUUGGCAAUUCAACUAUCUGUUUGAUGUUGAUUUCUUACUCUCCAACUUCGAUGAAGAUGUCAGGAGUCUGGUACAGGUCAAAGUUGUUCAUGGUUCGUGGCAGAAAGAGGCCCCCAACCGCGUUCGCGUGGAGACGGAACCACCGAAACGUGGUUCCGGGGCACGCUUCAAACGCGAUCUGCUAGCAUAUCUCAAAGCAUAUGGGCCUACAAAGACCGGUGCACUUACCAAGCAGUUGAAGGACUAUGACUUCCAGGCUGUUCGUGCUGCCCUAGUUGCCAGUGUUCCGUCCAGACCCCAUGCCAGCGAUUCAAAUUCAGACGAGGGCACUCUAUGGGGUUGGCUUGCCCUGAAAGAUUUGAUGAAUCAUAUCCCUACUACGGACGAUGAUGCUCAACCGAAUAUAAAUGUACAGAUCUCAUCCGUCGCCACCCUUGGCCAAACAAACAAGUGGCUCAAGGAUGUCUUUUUCAAGGCUCUAGCUCCAGACUCUACACCAAGAAAAAGCCCCAAGUAUUCGAUAAUAUUCCCAACCCCAGACGAAAUCCGCCGCUCGCUGGAUGGCUACGGCUCAGGCGGAUCAAUUCACAUGAAGACCCAAAGUGCCGCACAACAAAAGCAAGUGCAAUACAUGCGUCCUCACCUCUGUCAAUGGGCUGGAGAUAGCCUAACUUCCGGCGCACACGUCGACCUGUCAGAAGAGUCAUCAACUCGUGAAGCAGGCCGACGCAGAGCAGCACCUCACAUAAAGACCUAUAUCAGAUUUUCAGACAAAGAUAUGAAGACCAUAGAAUGGGCCAUGGUAUCUUCCGCGAACCUCUCCACACAGGCCUGGGGUGCGGCUACAAAUGGCAAUGGAGAAGUCCGAAUAUGUAGCUGGGAGAUCGGGGUGGUUGUUUGGCCCGAACUUUUCAGCGAUGAUGCGGGUGUUUCUGAGGAACCUUCAGAUCUUGUCAUGGUUCCUUCUUUCAAGCGAGAUACUCCGGCUUCCGAGGCAAAUCAUUCGGUGGUUGGCUUCCGCAUGCCGUACGAUCUGCCUCCGAGACCGUAUGGUGCUUCUGAUGAACCGUGGUGUGCGACUGCUUCGUAUGAUAUUCCCGAUUGGAGGGGCCAGAAAUGGAUUUGA